Molecule: messenger RNA, 1140 nt
Organism: Salvia hispanica
Lineage: Eukaryota; Viridiplantae; Streptophyta; Magnoliopsida; Lamiales; Lamiaceae
Source: RefSeq, a predicted model, not a curated record
AGAGUCAGAUACAGAGCGCAUUCCCACAGUAAGUAAGCCCAUACUACAUUCUCAUUCUGGAACCGUCCUCUCUCUGAGGCAAAGCCAAAAAUCAUCAGAUCUCUUUCGAUUUGCUUGCUUCGUGCUUAGAGCUUAAACAUGGUUGGAAUUUUCUCAAGGUUCUCCUCCAGGAACGGUCAUCGUCGCGCUCAAAGUGCAAUUGAUGCGAGGGAAGGGUUGCCUUCAGCUUCAGAGGCAACAACGGGUACCAUUGCAACAGCUGCAUCUAUAUCUUCUGUCACCCAUGGUAUUGAAAUUGCUACCGAGUUUAAGCCAAUUGACCGCCCCUUAGAGCCUUUUGACAAUGACCAACCAGUUCAAUGUCCAUUGCCCGAGCCAUCAAUUCUCAAUGAUGGAAGAAUAUGGAAGGAGAGAGUAUCUUCUGUUUCACAAAGGAGAAGUGAUACGCCGGCCAUGCAGAAGCGAACCUCAACUGGAUCUGAUACUCUCUCGAGAAAACCUCCACUAGUGCCAUCAAUCAGUGCCCCGGAGCAUAAUAUGCUAAAAUUGCUAGACGAGUGCAAUGCAUCUGGGAUAUAAUGUUACAAUAAUUGAUCACAAUCUCUUUUGCAGAAGAAUAGCUGUACUAAGCCGUGAUCAUCUUUUCUUUGGAGCCUUGCCUCUGUCAUAUAUCACAUCCAGUUCCACUCGUUUCAUAUAUCACAUGUCUCAGAAUUUUUUGCCUCAGCUAAUGGUCGCUGCAUCUCAAUUAUCUGGUACUACUUUGAGGUACAGGUUACAUACAACUCACGAGGAGCAAUGUCAUUAUGUCAGAAGCACAAGUACACAUCACAGUUGCUCCGACUGUUAGUAUGUAGUAUGUAGUAUGUUCGAUGGUUCAUCAAUGGCGAUAUGAUCUCACAUUUUGUGGUGGUUGAGAAGUAGAUGAAACAGCAAAAACUGGCAAAGGCUCCUUUUAUGGCAUUUUGAAGGUGGGAGUGGCACAUCAUGGAGAUAUGAUAUCACAUUUUGGUGCCUCUUUUGUUGAUUUGCCUUCUUGGUUAGGUCCUUUUGGUAUCGGUGCCGUGAUUUUAUUUGGGAACUCAACUAGUUGAGUGUACGUAACGAUUUCUUUUCUAUGCAAUCAGAUAAGUUAAUUAA